AAAAAGAAAAUAUUCUGAACUGCUUGUUCUCCUUAAAGUUGCAACUUUUUUUCUUCUAGUAUUUCAAGUACUCUUCACUCUUACUCUCAGAUUUGGUUCACGAUUUUGUAUUAUUCAGUGUAAUAAUGUUAACUCAAAUUUCUAGCCCUUCACUGUAUUUUUUUCUAUGUUUUUUGUGAUAAUUAACAUCUGUGUGAUUAUUAUUAUUAAAACAGAAUCCAACAAAAAUGGUACACUACUUUACUUGGCAGAUGCACUAAUCGCAUACGCUGCACUAAUGAGCCUGUAGCUGAAAAAGAGGCAGUGAAGAGGGAAGGAAUUAAUAUAAGUACAUACAAAUCCUGACACCAUUCAAAAAAUAUGCUGUCUCUAUCUACUUAUAAUGGGGUACCAGCUAAGUAUUUGCUUGGUUUUUUACAUGCCUUCUACUACACAGCUGAAAUUACGUUGUACAGCCAUCUAGAUAUACAGGUGACCAGUAAUUUGUGCCUGGGUAGGAGCAAUUUAGUACAACUAUAGCAAGAACUGGGAUUCUAUUUUAGAUCCUCUUAUGUGUACUUGCUGGAAUCUGAUUUAUGUCUACACUAUUUAAAAACAAGUGUUUUGGUAUUAAAUUCAUGCUGUAUUGCUAAUUCUGUUUGGAGGGUAGUUCUUAUUUGCCUUGGCUUCGAAUUUAGCAAUACUUAUUCUGUAUUUUCACAGUAUUUAUUUGAAUUAUUCCAUGAUGAUCUUCUAAAGGAUAAAGAACACAGGCUUAUGUGUGCAUGUAUAUACUCUCACAUUUACAAAACAUUUAGGCAAAUAAAAUUUAUUGCUCGCUCUCCCCUCUUAUUUGGGAGAGGAGUUAGAUGGGGUAGCUCAAAACUUAGUGCUGGAGUAGCCAGCUGGUGGUGAUGGUCUGGUAGCUGCGUUUGUGCAGUCACCACACCUCACCUGUAGUCCAGAUCACCAAAUGGCAGUGGGCUGAUCCUUUGCUCAUCUUUCUAAUUUCAAGGGAGCUACUUUCCAUGUCCUAACUGGAAGGAAGGGAAAGCCACGCUGGUGUCUUCCCACCCUCCUGACUCUGCCCUGGCUGUGGUGUGAGCAUUCUUGAGGUCUGUAAGGAAGCUGCUUGAGAGGGGAAUGAGGAGCUCUGUGACUCCAAAUGGGGUCUUGGCAGCUUGAAAGCAUGCUUGUGCUCCGCUUUGAUAUUCCCAACUCUCUCCCAACUAAGGAAACCUCAAUUUCUAACUUGAAUCCUUAAAACAUCUACUCAAAGAAUUGUGUAGCUACUGGUUUUCUGUAUAGAAAUAUAGACUGUACAGAACAUAAACUUUCCCUCCCUGUCUUUAAAGCAGCAGUUCCCAGUUAUGCUGUGAUCCUUCUGAGGUAAGAACACUUGUAAGGAGGGUAGCAAAAGCCUUGCAAAAGCAGGGAUCAAAGUUAUAAAUGAGUGGAAAACCUUGAGAACUGAUCAUAGCCUGGAUUCUCUGCUCCUCUCAAUGUGGGCAGGGGGCAGACUUUAUCUUCCAGUACUGUGAAGGCAUUCUUUCAUCAUUGGCUAUGCUUGCUUUAAUUAAUGGCAAAAUCUGAGCGAUGGAAGCUCUGGGCUAAGCAGAGAUCCUUGUGUGAUGUUUGGAGAUGAAAACUUGUUGCAGAAAGCAGAGUAAUCCUUCUGCAGAAUUACGGGACUGGUAGUACACCCUCCAAAAUAUUUUGCAGAAGAAAGAUGAAAACUCAUUUUUGGCACUGAGAGGUGUAUGUGUGUAUGUGAACAUAUUUAACAAUGUCAAUGAAAAUGCCUAGGGUUUGCGUGAAAUUCUGACAGAGCAAUUAAGCAGCUCUAUUUCUAGCAGAGGAAUUUCUGGUAGAGAAUGUUUUUACAACCCUAAUCUGUGUUCAUCUAAGUAUUCUGAAAAUAACUAGUAUUAUGUGUUGAGGAGGAUUAUGUCUUCAAGUUUUCACUGUAAAAUAAUGAAUGAAUGCUCUGUGAGUGUUUUGCAAGACCUUGUCUCUUUUCCCUAGAGUUUCUCAACUCCUGCCUUUCUGGGAUGCAGCCUCCCUGCAGUCUCAGUUAUCUCUUUGCUUUUUUGCCUUCUAGCUUUUGGACCCUGGCCAUUUGUGCACUGCUCAGAGGUUCAUGAAGUGUGUUUCUGAUAAACAAGGAUCCUGGACACACAUGGAAAAUGGUGAAGAGGAGAUGUUGAUGGCAGAAGAUCAUGGCCCUGAUUUGAUUAACACUCAGGAUUUUAGGACGCAAUGCAGCAGCAGCCGAAGCAGUUUAGCAUAUUAUCACUGCAAGAAGGAGGAGAGAGAACACCUGAUAGCCCAUGAGAGUUUGGAUUAUUUGCCUUCACACAGUAAAGUUUAUAAGAAAUGGCUGCAAGAGAAAACCUACAGAAAAGAGUGGGAUCGAUGGCUGCUGAUGGGGCUAAUUGGAACAACAGUUGGGAUGCUGGGGUUUUUGGUUCAUCAGAUAACUGACUCUCUCAUCAAAUUGAAAUGGAACCUGGUGGAAAAUUACCUGCAGGAUGGCAACCUCCACAUGACCUGGCUGUGUGUGCUUGGAUCUGGGCUGGCCAUGGUGGUUCUCUCCUCAAGCUCAGUGCUGUUCUUUUGCCCAGCAGGUUCUCCGCUUGGCUUACCAGAAAUCAUUGGAUAUUUAAAUGGCACUUCUAUUCAACAUCUUUUUGACAUCAAGACCUUUUUAGGGACAUUUGUUUCAUGUGUGCUGGCUGUAGCCUCUGGGCUCUUUUGUGGACCAGAAGGUCCCAUGAUACAUUUGGGUGCUCUCCUGGGUUGUGGCCUGAGCCAGCUGCAGUCGGACACUCUUGGCAUCCACCUCCCGAUAUUCACCAGGUUUCGGAAUUCAGCUGAUAAGCGCAGUUUCAUUACAGCUGGUGCAGGAGCAGGGAUAGCUACAGUAUUUCGUGCCCCCAUUGGUGGACUCUUGUUCACGCUAGAAGAAGUUUCUUCAUUCUGGGACAUCAGACUGGCCUGGCGAACCUUCUUCUGCUGCUUGACGGCUACCUUCACUACAGAUUUAUUGUCCUCCUCUCUCUAUGGGUUUGUUUACAGAGGUCAUUUUGGAUUUUUUGAAGCAGAGAAAAGAAUUAUAUUUUGGGUUAAGAACUUGCUGGACAUCAGUGUCUUGGCCUUCAUUCCAACCAUUCUCCUUGGAAUGCUUGGAGGUCUUCUGGGAGCUCUCUUUGUUUCCCUGAAUAUAAAGAUUAAUAAAUUACGUAUGCAGCUCUUUAAUUCCAUUCCAAAAUCCUUUAGAAAAACAAGCAAGCUGUUGGAAACUGUGCUCAUCCUUGUAUGUACAACGACUGUUACAGUAUACUUACCGUAUUUCUUUCCUUGCACUCCGGUCAUGAGCGUCAGAAAUGACCAUCUGAGAAACAACUCAGAAAUCAUAAAUCAGUUCAAGAGGGAAAUUUCGGAGUAUAGCUGUUCAUCAACCACGUGGAUUGGUCCUGAUGGACUUAGAUAUUCUAAUCAAACCUUCAAUCAAGCCGCUGCACUCCUAGUUGAAAACGGGAAGCAAGGGAUCACGUAUCUUUUUAAACGCGGGACUCAUGUGGAAUUUGGAUACAGAUCUCUCUGCACUGCUUUGGCAUUUUAUUUCAUCCUCAGCUGCUGGACGGCAGGCUCUGCUGUUGCCAGUGGCCUGGUUAUUCCUAUGCUGUACACGGGAGCUUUGUAUGGCAGGAUAAUAGGUUUGAUCCUUGUUUCAAUUUUUGGUGUUCAAACUAAUGAGUAUGGAGCAUGGAUUGAUCCAGGUCUCUUUGCUGCCAUUGGAGCUGCUUCCUUUUUCAGUGGUGUGUCAAGACUAACCAUCUCCCUUACUGUGAUAAUGGUAGAGAUAACAAACGAUGUCCAGUCCUUGCUACUUAUAAUGGUAGCUGUCAUGGUGGCCAAGAUGGUUGGUGAUUUGUUCAGCGCAUCUCUGUACAGUUCUCUCCUGAAGCUGAAACUCAUUCCCUACUUGGAGGUGGAGCCUUUUGUUCGUCACAAGACAAAAUGGUUAAACCUGGAAUUGUUCUCUGCCAGGGACGUCAUGGAGCCUGGGGUUAGAGUCCUUCACCUGAAGGAAAAUAUUGCCUCCUUGGCUCGGCUUCUUGCAACUACAAGCCAUGGCGCAUUCCCAGUGGUUUGCAGGCCCAAGCCAGACCACGCAGAGGUGUUCCAGGGAACUAUUAAAAGAUUAGAGCUCUGCAUGUUGCUGGAGAACAAGAACAUCUUUGAGCCAGAGACAAACAACGAGUCUGUCUCCUCUUCUCAUCCUCUCUCCUAUGAGAAGUUAACAGUGGAGAAGCUGCCCAGUCUGUCGCACCUAACCAUGCUGCUGAAUCGCUACAUUACAGAUCCCCAGUAUCAGCAACUCUUCAUCAAUCUGGAGCCAUAUGUGAAUAAAUCGGCAAUGUCAGUGCAAGCUGAUUUCUCGCUGCAACGCACCUAUAUCAUCUUUCGCACCCUGGGGCUGCGCCAUCUCACUAUUGUUGAUUUGCAGAACCGAGUGGUUGGGGUCAUCACCAGGAAGGACCUGAUGCCCUUUCCACUGGAGGAGAGGCUCAGGCUCCAGCUGGACCCACAAAGCCCUGAUGUGCCUGAGCAGCCCCUGGCUCCAAGGCCAUGGAUGUGUUCUUAGACUUCAGCACUUCUUUAUAAGCUCAUAUUCUUCUUCAGGAAAAAAUCAGCAGAGCUUUUCCACUUGAUCCCUUCUUGAGAAGAGAUGCUUAAAAACUGUUGUAUCUAGACAUGUGGCAUUGUAGCCCAUUCAGAGCUUUGUCUCUUCAGCUGUUUGGUGAUUGUAAAAUUCAUUGAUUUAAAUGCUUGUGAGACAAAAUGGGAAAUCACAUGUUUAUGGAAGAUAAAAUGAGAUGGGAAGGACGGAUGCCAAGAAUGCUUUUGUCACACUGUGUCUAUGCCUCCCAAUAAAAACCUCCAUAACCAUUAGCAGCAGCUGUGUUGGCAAAGCCCUUCAGCAAGGUCUAAAUCUUCAACACCUGAGUGUUAAAAAGGAGAACGUUUCAAUAUCAGCUUUUUAAUGUUGAAAUAUGUUUAAGUGUGAGGACAUACUGCCUUGAGAGAGAUGGGCAAAUGAAAGGAACAAGAGUCUAGCCUUGCUUUUUGGCCUAUGCAUAUGAAAAAUUGAAAGGGAGAAUUCUGUGUAAGAGAAAGCUGUCAGCUGUGAGGGUCCUGCCAAAUUCCUGUCUUGCUUCUCAGUGAAAGAAGCCUGACAUGCUUUUCUGUUGUCUAUAGUUCUUUCAAUUCCUGCAACUCUUAGAAUAGGCUUUCUUUCUCCCCUUCAACAUGAUAUGAUAAGAUUUUUAUUUAAGCUAAUGUGCAGUGAGGUAUGGGGCAAAUUCUAAUAGUGGGGAAGCAACAUGAUAAAUUGCGGGAGUAGUUUGUGUAUGUAGUAGCAUAUUUACAAAAUGACCAAAAAUUAAAUAUUUCUUCAUUAUUUUGGAGUCAUACAACGUCUGAAACCUUGGAAAGUGUUGUUAGUUAAUAAAUUAAUGUGAGCAAGUUUUUGGAUAAAGACACAUUUCUGUUUCCUUCUGUGACUUAGUAAUUGAUGUUUAGUUUUGUUCUGUUAAAUACCAGGGAUCCCCACACAUUUGGAUAUUAAAAUCAAACAUGUACAAAGGAACUCACUGCUAUUAAUGUUGUUAUAAUGAAUACCAAGGAAAACUAGUAAUAAUUUACUGGUUAUAAAAACCUGCCAAAAUUCCUGAAAGUGAAUUUCUGGUAUUUGAAUCAUGCGGCUUUAAGUCUCCAACAAAUGAAAGAUUUGUUGGAUUUUCUCCUGUUUUCUCUGCUGGAUCUUGUCUUUAUUAUCAAUAACGUUGCUUUUGUAGCACCACAGAGAAUGUACAGGACUACUCUGCUCUUGUGAGACCCCACCUGGAGCACUGUGUCCAGUUCUGGAAUCCCCAGCAUAAGAAGGAUAUGGAACUGUUGGAAUGGGUCCAGAGGAGGGCUACAAAGUUGAUCAGAGGGCUGGAACACCUCUGCUACGAGGACAGGCUGAGAGACUUGGGGUCAUUCAGCCUGGAGAAGAGAAGGCUCCGAGGAGGCCUUAUAGUAAUUUUCCAGUACCUGAAGGGGCUACAGGAAAGCUGGGGAGGGACUUUUUACAAGGACAUGUAGUGAUAGGGUGAGGGGGAAUGGCUAUACAUUGGAGAGGGAAAGAUUUAGACUAGACAUUAGGAAGUAAUUCUUCACAAUGAGGGUGGUGCGACACUGGCACAGGUUGCCCAGGAAAGUUGUGGAUGUCCCCUCCCUGGAAGUGUUCAAGGCUGGGUUGGAUGGGGCCUUGAGCAGCCUGGUCUAGUGGGACGUGUUUCUGUGUGUGGCAGGGUGGUUGAAACUGGAUGAUCUUUAAGGUCCCUUCCAACCCAAACCAAUCUAUGAUUCUAUGACUUUAAAACUUCAGUGUCCAAUUUAAUGCAGAUAUCUGGCAUCCCAGAACCUUAUGAAGGUAGGUGAGAAAGGCUCUUUAAAUGGUUGGUUAAAACACAUCAUAUGAAGGAUGAGAAAUGCUUUACAAGUUAUCCAGCCAAGAGACAAGGAGGUGGAUGUUUAUUUAGAUUCUGUUACAGUUAGUAAUCUUUUGUUCAUUAGUAAACUAGUAAGGUCAUUGUCACUCUUGAUCUAUGUCUCACCUACCUGAAAAAUCAAAGUUUUUCUUGAAGGAAUCAGGGUUUGUGUCCUAGCAGAACAAGAGAGCUAAUCUGUAAACCUCUAGUGAUUUCCCCUUAAGUCAGUGAGAAUGCCUUCUUUUCUUGAUAAACACAUCUGAAUCACUUUGCCAUGAUUUUUCAAUUUUGGUUAAAAGCCCAUUGCUGAUUUCCUUUUCUUUGAUUUACAGAGAACACAAAAUAUCAUCGUAUUAAGACCCAUGUAAUGAAAUUUCUUUUUGAUUGCAGUAUAUGUGGCUCAGUACAAACUGUAGCUGGGGUGUACUUCAUGGAGUAUGAGGGCUGUAGACAGCCAGGAUAUCUGUAACUCAUUACACAACUUUGAACAGGUCACUUAGAUGCUUGGCAUAACAUUUACUCUGCCUUUAAAAUGGGAAAAAUUAUAUGGAUCCACCAUAGCUACUGUGAAAAGUAUACGUGUGAAAAACGUUACAGGAAUAUAAACUAUUUAUGAUAAUAUUAUGUACAGGCUAAUUGUAAAAAGUGGUGGGGGAUUGGUCUCCCUGCCCUGUCCCCUUCCCCAUCAGUAACAAGUGUACUUUCUAAUGAAAU
This is a messenger RNA of Cuculus canorus (common cuckoo), 7238 nucleotides long. RefSeq names its product chloride channel protein C-like. Gene Ontology annotation, molecular function: voltage-gated chloride channel activity. Gene Ontology annotation, biological process: transmembrane transport; chloride transport. Lineage: Eukaryota; Metazoa; Chordata; Aves; Cuculiformes; Cuculidae. The transcript has 17 exons. Bases 2120 to 4630 code for a protein of 836 amino acids. The record is from RefSeq and is a predicted model, not a curated record. Gene Ontology annotation, cellular component: intracellular membrane-bounded organelle; membrane.